UGGUAAACCUGAUGGUAGUGGAGGUGUUGACGGUAAACCUGAUGGUGGUGGAGGUGUUGACGGUAAACCUGAUGGUGGUGGAGGUGUUGACGGUAAACCUGAUGGUGGUGGAGUAUCCCCAGGUGGCGAAACAUUGGUAUCUACUGGUGUGCAAGAUGUGUUUACGAAUUUUGUGGUAUAUAUUGACAUUGUAGCUGUUUCCGUUGUAACUAUUGACAUUGUAGAUGUUUCCGUUGUAACUAUUGAUACUGUAUCUGUUUUCGUUGAAACAAUUGGCAUUGUAACUACUGAC
Molecule: messenger RNA, 292 nt
Organism: Racocetra fulgida
Lineage: Eukaryota; Fungi; Glomeromycota; Glomeromycetes; Diversisporales; Gigasporaceae
Source: the annotation of a GenBank genome assembly